GGGGCGGUGGAGGUACCGCUGGAGUGGACGUCUGAGAAAGAGAGAGGAAGGGGGUUGAUGCCUCUCCGUCACACCGGCUGUGCUUGGGGGCGGUUAGUCGUUGACCGGACGUGAACUUCUCGUCAGCUUCCCCUCGGGUCCACUUGACUCAGGGAGGGGGCUAAAACAAGGAAGUGGACGCGGCGGGGACACUUUUGACGACCUUUUUUGGGGGAGCGAAAGAACAAUGCUGUGCAGCGGCGCAAUCUGAAGUUGACCCAGUGUGGAAACACGACAUGUAUUCCUUCAGGGUUGGAAUUUUGCUGUCCUGACACGGGACAGCCCUGAGCCAGAGUUCUCUCACUUCUACCUCUCUGUUGAGGCAGUGGCUCACACAAACGCCUAAAAUUUGACAAUCACAACUCAUCACAACCUGGACAUGUUACACACGUGAUGUCCGAAACCUGUGACGGACGGCGACUGGAUGGCGGCGACGGUCUGAAGCGGGGCAGCAAAAACGUUGCCGCCUUGGCUUCUGAAGAUGACGAGCCCGACUUGCAGCCGAUGGAGGCGGACGUGAAGAUCGACAUGUUCCCAGAAGAAGACAUGGAGGACGAAGACGACGAGUCUCCAUCCGAGCGACAGAUCGUAGUAGGAAUUUGCUGCAUGAUGAAGAAGUCCAAGUCCAAACCCAUGACACACAUUCUUGAGCGCCUCUGCAAGUUUGACUACAUCGAGGUGGUCAUCUUUCCCGAGGAUGUCAUUUUGGAGGAGCCUGUGGACAAAUGGCCGCUGUGCGACUGCCUCAUCUCUUUCCACUCCAAAGGUUUCCCACUGGACAAAGCUGUGGAAUAUGCCAAGCUCAGGAAUCCACUGCUUAUCAAUGACCUCAACAUGCAGUAUUUUAUACAAGACAGGAGGGAAGUGUACCGCAUCCUUCAAGAAGAGGGCAUCGACCUACCUCGAUACGCCGUUCUGAACCGGGACCCUGACAACCCCGAAGAGUGCAACCUUGUGGAAGGGGAGGAUCAUGUGGAAGUGAACGGGGAGGUGUUCCCUAAACCUUUUGUAGAGAAGCCAGUCUGCGCAGAGGACCACAAUGUCUACAUCUACUACCCGACAUCAGCAGGUGGCGGCAGUCAGAGACUGUUUAGAAAGAUCGGGAGUCGUAGCAGCGUGUACUCACCGGAAACUAGUGUUCGCAAGACUGGGUCUUACAUAUACGAGGAGUUCAUGCCGACAGACGGUACUGACGUGAAGGUGUACACGGUGGGUCCAGACUACGCCCACGCAGAGGCCCGGAAGUCUCCUGCGCUGGACGGGAAAGUGGAGCGAGACAGCGAAGGGAAGGAGAUUCGCUACCCUGUCAUGCUGACCGCUAUGGAGAAGCUGGUUGCUCGAAAAGUCUGCCUAGCCUUCAAGCAAACAGUGUGCGGCUUCGACCUUCUCCGAGCCAAUGGCCACUCGUUUGUCUGCGACGUCAACGGUUUCAGCUUCGUCAAGAACUCCAUGAAGUACUACGACGACUGUGCCAAAGUGUUGGGCUUUGCAGUUGAGCUCCUUUUUGAUUUAUCACGACCACACUGCAAGUACCCUCGUAAACGUGACCACGACAUCCACGGUAGUGAAAAUGGAAACCGUCACAUGUUAAAGGACUUCCUUAGGAACAUGGUGAUGAGAGAGUUAGCCCCCCAAUUCCACAUUCCCUGGUCCAUCCCGAUGGAGGCCGAAGAUAUUCCCAUUGUUCCAACAACCUCAGGAACCAUGAUGGAGCUGCGCUGUGUUAUCGCCAUUAUUCGCCAUGGAGACCGCACACCAAAGCAGAAAAUGAAAAUGGAGGUUCGACAUCCUCUAUUCUUUGAAUUGUUUGAAAAGUGCGGAGGCUACAAGUCAGGAAAGCUAAAGCUGAAAAAACCAAAGCAACUUCAGGAAGUUCUGGACAUCGCUCGCUUGCUGCUACUUGAACUUGGCCAACAUAAUGACUGUGAGAUAGAGGAGAAGAAGUCUAAACUGGAGCAACUCAAGACCGUCUUGGAAAUGGAAUCCAGCUUGAUUGACACUCAGUACGGUCACUUCUCAGGUAUCAACAGAAAAGUCCAGUUGACGUAUUUGCGUAACGGGCAACCAAAAGCCUCUAGUGAAGAGGAAGACUCCAAGAGGGAGGGUCCGUCUCUGCUGCUGGUCCUAAAGUGGGGCGGCGAGCUGACGCCGGCCGGCCGGGUUCAGGCCGAAGAACUGGGCCGAGCCUUUCGCUGCAUGUACCCUGGAGGCCAAGGCGACUAUGCCGGCUUCCCCGGAUGCGGCCUCCUCCGCCUGCACAGCACGUACCGCCACGACCUUAAGAUCUACGCCUCCGAUGAAGGACGGGUGCAGAUGACGGCCGCGGCGUUCGCCAAGGGCCUUCUUGCUCUGGAAGGUGAGCUCACUCCAAUCCUGGUGCAAAUGGUGAAGAGCGCCAACAUGAACGGGCUGCUCGACAGUGACAGCGACUCUUUAACCGACUGCCAGCAAAAAGUGAAAGCGAGGUUACACGAGAUCAUGCAAAAGGACCAGGAGUUCUCACUAGAGGACUAUCAGAAGCUAGCGCCGACAGGCAGCCCGUCACUGGUCAACUCGAUGAAAAUUAUACAGAAUCCAGUCAAAACCUGCGACAAAGUGUACGCUCUCAUCCAGAGCCUUACUUCACAAAUUAGAAAACGACUUGAGGAUCCCAAGUCUUCAGAUCUGCAACUGUACCACAGCGAGACCUUGGAGCUAAUGCUCCAGCGCUGGUCUAAACUGGAGAGAGAUUUCCGCAUGAAAAGCGGGCGCUACGACAUCAGCAAGAUCCCGGACAUCUACGACUGCAUCAAAUACGAUACGCAGCACAACUCUUCAUUGGACCUGAAUGACACGCUGGAGCUAUUCCGGCUCUCUCGCGCUUUGGCUGACAUCGUCAUACCGCAGGAAUAUGGAAUCAGCAAAGCAGAAAAGCUGGACAUUGCUCAGGCGUACUGCGUGCCGCUAAUGAAGAAGAUCCAGCUGGACCUGCAGAGGACGCACGAAGACGAGGCUGUCAACAAGCUGCACCCGUUGUACUCCAGGGGGGUGAUGUCUCCAGGUCGCCACGUCCGCACGCGUCUUUACUUCACCAGCGAAAGUCACGUCCACUCCCUGCUCAGUGUUUUUCGAUAUGGAAAGCUUUUGGAUGAUGAAAAAGACCAGCAAUGGAAGCAGGCCAUGGACUACUUGAGUGCUGUAACAGAGCUCAACUAUAUGACCCAAAUAGUCAUUAUGCUGUAUGAAGACAACAACAAGGACCCUUCUUCAGAGGAGCGUUUCCAUGUGGAGCUGCACUUCAGCCCUGGGGUCAAAGGUUGCGAGGAUGAGGAAAAUGUCCCGCUCGGCUUCGGUUUCCGGCCGGCCUCCUCGGAGAAUCAGGACAAAAAGCCCAACCAGGGCAGCAUGGAGGAUCUGUCUCAGGACCAACCCGACCAGGCUCUUCUUAUUUCUGAACCCAUCAAUAUCCAGAGAAGGUCCCCCAUGAUCCGCAACCGCAAGACGGGCUCCAUGGAGGUCCUCUCUGAGACCUCACCCAGCCAGUCGUCCAAAGGCUGCACGCCGCACCGACUCUUCCCGUCGGGCUCACGCCAGUCGCCCGAGAUCAAAUCAGCGAGCGGCCUAGGCGUGCACUGCUCUGGCCUCUUCAGUGCCUCCAUGCUGGGGGUGUCCUGUAGCGCCCCCAACCUGCGGGACUACGUACGCACGCACCACCAUCACCACCGAAAACCCCCACUGUCCCCCGGUAGCCUGCCAUGCCAGAUUGGCAUGUUUGAGCUGUUGUCUAUGCCGCCAGUAAAGAGAUUUUCUGUGUCAUUUGCCAGGCAUCCGACUAAUGGUUUUGAAGGCUGCUCGAUGGUGCCCUCUAUCUACCCACUAGAGACACUGCACAACUUGCUCUCGCUGAAGCAGGUGGAUGAGUUUCUCAACUCUGUGUGUGAGAGCAGCAGUGAGGCCCACGCCAAGACCAUGAAGGCACUGUCGGGCCUCUUCGACUCUCAGAGCCAGACAUCUCUCUACAGUCCCCAGCAGCCGCUCUCCUUGUCGGGGUCCGAGGCGUCGCUGCAACAGCCGAGUCAGCCUCUGUGGCAUGGCAGCGUCCCCUCGAGCGCCGUGUCCAGCGCCGGACCGUCGUCGCCCAUCAUGGAGAGCUCGGGCCUCAACUUCAACUUUAGCGAGUAAACACACAAACACUUCACGUUCGACGCACUUUAUGAUCAUUUUUGACUGAGAAUUUGUCAUAGUCCAAAACCAACUGUGCCUUUAGCGUCUCCUGCUGCCUUUUUUUUUUAUUUUUGUUGUCAAAGAUUUAAAACAGGAAAGUUGAUUUUUUGUGUGUGUUUAGUUUUAGGCGAUUUAGCGCCAAAGUGUCAAAUGUUCAGAUUAGUUGAUUUAAAAAAUGUCCAUAUUGGGGAUGCAGGGUAUAAUUUGUGUGAUUUUCUAAUUGUUUUUCAUUUACAAUAUUUUCCGGACUAUAAGUCGGACUGCGAUUUAUACUCAGGUGCGACUUAUAUAAUGUUAAAAUACAGAAUUUUACACCUUCUGAAAUCUACUUGUCGAUUAUAGAGUAAACAUUACCCACAACCAGCCACAAGAGGGUGCUCUUGCCUUGUGAUGAAGAACCCAAGAAAUGUUAGCGCUUUUAUAUUAUUGACUAGAUUUUUAGAUAACCAAAGACAUACUAUAACGAUUACAAAGGAUUCGCGAUUUGUUGCAGUUUGAUUGAAUUUUUCAUUUGAAAUUUUUGAUUUUACAUGCCUCAGUUGCUUCCCAUAGUUUCUCAGGAGUGCUUCCUACUGUAUUAUAUACUUUACUACAGUGUAUUUUCCGUGCAUUCCUACGUUUGUUCCAAACAAACAAGUCAGCGAACGUUGUUGAUUUCCAUUGGAAAUAUAAGCAGGCUGGAGUUGUAUUCGUCCUGACUGUUUUUGACAAACGUUUAGAGAAAGUUAAAGCUACACAAAGUCGAUAUAAAAUCUGGACAGUCAUAAAAUGUUUCUGGAAACAUGUGAAGGAAAAUAUGUGGCCUGAGUAGAGAUACACGGAGGCUAGCUAGACAAGAACUAGUAACCGGAGCCGGGCGCUAAUGUAGAGAAUGGAAGCCACUACAGCUAAGCUAAGCUAACGGGACCAUUGGUCAGGUAAGUAUUAGCCAAAUCGAUUAGUGAAAGCCUGUUUACGCGAGGAAGGUUGAAGAAAGCUGUUGCUAGUUGCUAAGCUAAAAGCUGCUUAUGUCAGCACUAGCAGCAGCACUGUUAUUUGUGACUGAGUGUAACGUGGUGGCAACUGUUUAAUUCGUUUGAACUACUCUUCUGUUGAUGAAGUCAAAUGAAAGUUGCGUAUGUAACUACGGUUCUAUUUCAUCCCUGCGGACCUGGUUGCAGGUCCGUACAUUUUCUUUCUGCCAAACAUAUCACGAUAUUAGCUUAGAUGUUAUAAGAUAUAUGUAUAACUAGGCCUACACAUGCAGCUUAGGGUGGUGGUAGAUCGUCCCCCUCGAAACUCCUCUUUUUUUGUAUGGAACAUCUUUUGAGUUGUGGGCAUGGCUGACAGAGAUGUUUUGUGUAUCCUUAUGUGAGAAAUUCCUUCACACACCUAGGUGAAAAAAACCCUAUUGAAGAGUGUCCUACAAAAACAGGAGGCACUAAUGAGCUGUGCAGCCAAGCCCUUAUUCAAAACCGAAAUGAGUCUUCUAAUUGGGCCAAUUCGACCAAGUUUGCCAAAUUCCCUUGCUCCAUAAGCUGCCUAAGCACCUGGAGAGAUCUUCCUUUUAAUGGCGAACAAAGGGUCGUCACAGCAACGGACGGAGUGAUGUGGACAUGGCUCUUAAAAUGUAGUACUGUAUUACAAAAAGUCUUGUAACGACACUGACCAACUUGUAUGGGACAUGUAUAGGUAAAAUGUGUUACUCUAUGUUGCCACUAGUUGGUGCUGUAGGGUUGAUGCAAAUGGCCACUAUAGGACCCUUCAGAGUACGAUUCUCAUCUAGCAUAGGAGGUAUGGUGCCGAUAUGUUGUAUAUCUGCCAAUUUAUGACUGUUUAAAAUUUGUGGUUAGACAAAAUGGCAACUGUCCUUUUCACUUUCCCGUUUGGAUCUCUCUGCUUCAACGAAACCUCCUUUAAAAACGGGUGUUACUAGCUCCCAGCAGGGGGCGCAAGGCCUAAUAGGUAUUAUUUCAAUGCAGUCGAAUUCAGGCUGGGAUAACUCCUAUACAUGCCAGGUAUGAAAAAGAUUAAACCUUGCAUCAGUGAGGUAUUGGUCAUUUAUUGAAUUUGGCGUGUUGUUAAAAAAAAAAAAAGUCUCUGGCACACCGCCCAGGUCCGGCCUGUGAAUGAAAACUCACCAUUUUAAUGACUUUAGAUCUAAUAUGUCUCAUGAACAGUCUCACCAAUUUUCAGGAGGAUCCAACAAACGCCUUAGGCGCCAUUGUCUCAAAAGUGCACCCUGUAAAUCGCUAACAAUUUCACAUUCAAUCUAAAAUGCCCAGCAUCCUGUUGGGUUUGGGGUAUUGGUCCAAGAGACUUUUGGGUGCAGUUUUGCAUAGGCAUGUGCUGGUAUGAGAUUUUGAAGGUAUGAUAACCUUAAGCAAAAAUACCGCAGUUGCAUGGUAUCACGGUAUUGCAAUUAUAGCUCUAAAAUGUGUUAUUUUGAGAUGUAUGGGUUGAAGAAAUUUUUUUUCUUCCUUUGAACAGGAUUUUGUUUUUUAAACAUAUUUGCAAAUUGGAACAUCAACAUGAAUAUAAUGGUAAAACAAUAAAUAAAAUAACAAAUAUUUUAAAUAAAAUUGAAAUAAAUUGAACAUAGACUAAACCCAAAAAACAGAAGAGACACAUGAGACAGUGUGUAUGAUUCGUAUAGUUAUUUACACACUAUAACCACCCUCUCUCAACACACAAAGUCGCCAGAAAGAAAAAAAAAACACCACAGGCUGUAUCAUGAAAAUGUUAUUUUGAACAGGUGUUUACAAUGGCGGAAGACUUUACAGAAGUAGGCUAAAGGUAGAGAGGAAACUAGUUAGCCGUCUUGGCUAACUAACCACGUUCUCUGCCUCGUUAACAAGCUUACAUUAUACUAUUUGUUUUACGAUCGCUAGAAAAACUAAACCAGCUGGAGUGAACUCUCGUAGCUGGUGGGAAACGUUCAUGACCGUGUUUACUUAAUACUUACCUUAAAUUUUGUGUAAAGUGACGGAUGAUAGUCACGUAAAUGUGAAAUCACGUUGGAGCUGUUGCCCCCUGUCAAUCACCCACCGCAAGCAUGUUUUACUCAUGAGCUGUCCUUCCUCCUCUAAGCCGCGGCCGUCUGCUUCUUUUCGGUAGACGAAGUACUCCCAUACUAGUGACUUUGUCUUAUUUGGCGGGGGGGGGGGGCUCAGGUGUAGUUUCACCACCUUUAGCCAUUGUGUCUACUCUACAGCACAUCGACAGAGUAGUGCCACCGACAGAUACAGAACAGAACAACAACCGGAGGGUGAGGGGUGAGCACUGCCGCUCCAAGUCACGGAUUUCUCGCUUCAUUUUUGAGACAUAAAAAAUAGCUAAUACCGUACUACGGUACGUCGUAAAAUUUUUGUGGUUUUUAAACCAUGACGUUUUCAUCCCACAGUAAACCUUGAAACCGGUAACCAGCGCAUGCCUAGUUUUGCGCAAGGCAUUGACUCCCAAAUUUUUAUCGCUCUACGUUGAAAAAAAAACUAAUUAGAGAGGCCUUUUAGGAAAAUUCAAGGGGGCGAUGUUAAGCCAUUUUGUUACGGUUUUUAACAAGGUUGACAAAUGAUAGAAAUUUACGCCAAGCCACAUGUAUCUGCAAAUUUUGGUGAUUUCUCGAGCAUGUUAAACCGUGGAUCAGGGAGCUAUUGGUCACUUACUGAAUUUGGCGUAUUGCCCAAAAAAAAGGCCUACUUUGGCACCCUGCCCAGGUCCGGCCUGUGAAUGAAAACUUAACCAUUUUGAUAACUUAAGAACUCAUAUGUCUCAUGAACAGUCUUACCAAUUUUGAGGAGGAUCCAACAAACUCCCUAGGCGCCAAUGUCUCAAAAGUGCACCCAGUAAAUCGCUAACAAUUUCCCAUUCAAUCCAAAAUGCCUGACAUCCUGUUGGAUUUGGGGUAUAGGUCCAAGAGACAUUUUGGUGCAUUUUUGCACAACGUAUUGACUCCCCAAGUUUCAUCGCUCUACCAAGGCCUUUUUGACAAAUUCAAGGGGGCGAUGUUGAGCUAUUUUUGUGACGGUUUUUAACAUGGUUGACAAAUUAUAGAAAUUUACGGAACUUUGUGUUUAUCGUUUGGGUGUCGUGGGGGGUUAUAGGUUAUGAGAACUUCUUCUUUGGUAUUAUUACUCACACUGCACAUGCACGAAGGGUUUAUACAUUGCUUACAGCACCGCCUCUGGUGGUCAGCAGGGAUGAAAUAGCACUAGUGACUGCCUUUGAGCUACUUGGCAGCAAAUGGCGGACUUGACGGUACAUUUUCCUCCCAAAAUUCGACUUUUAUGCCGGUGCGACUUAUCAAUGUUUUUCUCCGUGUCUGGUGAAUUUUUUGACUAGUUCGACUUGUAAUCCUAAGCGACUAAUAGUCCGGAAAAUACUGUACAUUAGUAGAGAUGUUUUGUUUUCCAUGAAUCAAAUGUGAUUUAUUUUUCAUACGACCAGUUGAAAAAAAGGUUGAUGCACUGAUGGUGCCAGAAAAAAAUGUUCCAACUUUUGGACAAAUUUUGAACCACUUUUCAAAUUUUACUGUUAGCACUCUUCUAGAACAAAUGUUUAAAGUCUGCCUUUUUGAUUUGUACUGCACUGAUUAAUUAUGCAGGUUGUUUUGUGUAUAUCAUUUAUGAUUUGUGCUUUUUUUUUUUUACAUUGACGGACAUAGACGUCCAAUCAUGUGGUUCUUAUCGUCAUUUCUGCUGUGAAUUGAAAUGAGUUCAUCAUUUGUAGACUGCCAACCCUCCCACUUCACAUGGAUUGGACGUCUAUAUCUGUCAAUGGCAGCCAACCAAAGUAUUACCCAACCAAAACGGGCAAAUAAAAAUACUCCAAAUUGCAAGUUCUGUCUUUUGUUUGAGUUCACGAUAACCUUUAACGGAUGUCAUGAUGAGUUUUGCCUAGCAACAAAUGUCAAAAGUCAAAUUUCAUCCGUUUUCCUCUCUUCGCUUCUUCGUUUCAUCCAUUUGUUCACCUUGUUCCCGUCCUCCACCUUUCUGCCUUUCAUAAAACGCUUUUAAGAAAAUUGAUGAGUCAUGCCCGGCCUUAUUGCUCCGGUGCGUUGCCAUGGUGACGCCCUCACAUGUAAUUGACUCCGAAAGCGCUCGCUCACAGGCUGCCGACUCGCCGGAAGCCCCCCCCCAAAAGAGAUGGCAUUUUGUACUGUGCUACUGUGUCACAAGUACGCAAAGAAACACACCGCCAAUUAGUUUUAAU
Messenger RNA from Corythoichthys intestinalis (scribbled pipefish), 9432 nucleotides. RefSeq names its product inositol hexakisphosphate and diphosphoinositol-pentakisphosphate kinase 2-like. The record is from RefSeq and is a predicted model, not a curated record. Gene Ontology annotation, biological process: inositol metabolic process; inositol phosphate biosynthetic process. Gene Ontology annotation, cellular component: cytosol. The transcript is spliced from 32 exons. Lineage: Eukaryota; Metazoa; Chordata; Actinopteri; Syngnathiformes; Syngnathidae. Gene Ontology annotation, molecular function: 5-diphosphoinositol pentakisphosphate 1-kinase activity; inositol hexakisphosphate kinase activity; diphosphoinositol pentakisphosphate kinase activity. The coding region runs from base 433 to 4200 and encodes 1255 amino acids.